AUGCGAUCCAAGCGCAUAACCUUCGCUGCUCAGCUGCACAUUGCGUUGCUCCCGAGCCCUCCGAGUCCUGGACUUGACGCGAGUGGAGACGUCCCUCAGGGGUUUCGUCGGAGGCUUCACGCACGGAAGGUGCUAGAUUUGGGGCUGGAGUCAACUACCGCGGUGGGCUUUUCAGGGGCCUUCCACUCAUGGGAGACGCACUGCUACUAG
Molecule: messenger RNA, 210 nt
Organism: Ectocarpus siliculosus
Lineage: Eukaryota; Phaeophyceae; Ectocarpales; Ectocarpaceae
Source: the annotation of a GenBank genome assembly